AGGAGCGCGACUCAGUAAAAAUAAAAUGGCAAGGAGCUUGCUGUGAUUGUCGAGAGUGAGUGCGCGUCAAAAACUUGCCUAUGCCGUAUGCGCGCACUCGCUACUCACAAGAAUGCGUGUCUGCUCGGCUUCUUUCUCUCAACCCUUUAGAUGAGAAAGGGAACCUAGAAGGGGACGAGGCUGUUGAGGGAAAUAAAUUAGCUUCAAAACCACAGAAAGCAGCCACGUUCGGAAGGUUUUGGAUUGGCAAAAGGGCAGAGCAGAGACUAGGAUCAAUUAAAACCGAGUCAAUCCGGUUACAACGGGCAGCGUUAUAAUAAUACCAAGGUCAGUACACUGAACGAGCGCACAAACCCACGUAAUUUAACGUCUUAGACUGGGUACUGAAUUCGGAGACGGGGAAAUCACCACCAGCCGCAGCUGAAGAUGGAGGGGGUGAUGCAAGGGAUGCAAGCAUACGGUGCGGGGAAGGCUGGAGGAGCCUUCGACCCAUUGACGUUCUUUCAACAGCCUCAAACGAUCCUUCGGCUUGUGUGCUGGCUCUUCUCCAUCGUGAUCUUUGGCUGUAUAGCCAACGAGGGCUAUGUGAACCGGCCUGACGAGAUUGAGGAGUUCUGCAUCUUCAACAGGAACCAAAAUGCCUGUAACUACGCAGUGGGGAUGGGAACCCUGGCUUUCCUAAGCUGUGCUGCCUUCCUGGUCCUGGACGUCUACUUCCCCCAGAUCAGCAGCGUCAAGGACCGCAAGAAGGCUGUGCUUGCUGACAUUGGAGUUUCUGCAUUCUGGUCGUUUGUCUGGUUUGUGGGGUUCUGUUUCCUGGCCAACCAGUGGCAGGUUGCCAAGGAGGAGGACAACCCUCUAAGGGAGGGCGCGGACGCAGCCCGAGCCGCCAUUACCUUUGCUUUCUUCUCCAUCUUCACCUGGGCGGUGCAGGCCUUCCUGGGCUUUCAGAAGUACAAGCUGGGGGCUGACUCGGCCCUCUUCUCCCAGGAGUACGUUGACCCCACCGCCGACCCCAACGCUGCGUCCCCCAUGGGCACUGACUACACGAGCUAUGCCACCGACAUUGACACCGCGGCCAGCACAGAGCCAGCCUUUGAUGGCUCUGCUGGCUACCAGGGCCAGGAGUACUGAGCCAGAGGGCCAACGGAGGAAGAGAAGGACCAGGAAUGGGCUUACUCAGCAUCAGGGGUGGUUUAAGGGGACAUUUUUGUGGUUUAUGGGGACAUGGGGUGUCUUAAAGGUAGCCAAAUCCCAGAUCUGUUUGUGUUAGCUGUGAUGAUGAAAUACAGGGCCUUCAGAAAGUAUUCAAACCCUUUGACUUUUUCCACAUUUUGUUGUUACAGCCUGAAUUUCAAAUGGAUUAAAUGUAGAUGUGUCACUGGCCUACACACAAUAGCCCAUAAUGUCAAAGUGGAAUUAUGUUUUUAGAAAUGUUUACAUAUUUAUAAAAAAUGAAAAGCUGAAAUGAGUAUUCAACCCUAUUUUUUUAUGGCAAGCCUAAAUAAGUUCAGGAGUAAAAAUGUGCUUAGUUUGAGCAUGGUGAAGUUAAUUGGGUGUAUUGAUACAACCUGCAAAGCCUAGUCACUACAAAGAUACAGGCAUUCUAACUAACUCAAGGAAACCGCUCUGAGAUUUCACCACGAGGCCAAAGGUGACUAAAACAUUUACAGAGUUUAAUGGCUGUGAUAGGGGAAAACUGAGAAUGGAUGAACAACAUUAUAGGCACUCCACAAUACUAACCUAAAUGAUAUAGUAAACAGAAGGAGGCCUGUACAGAAUAAAAUAAUUCCUGUUUGCAAUAAGGCAUUAAAGUAAAACUGCAAAAAAUGUGGCAAAGCAAUUAACUAUGUCCUGUAUACAAAGUGUUAUGUUUGGGCCAAAUCCAACACAAAACCUCACUGACCACCACAUUUUUCAUAUUUUCAAGCAUGGUGGUGUCUGCAUCAUGUAAUGGGUAUGCUUGUCUUCGGCAAGACUAGGGACUUUUUUAGGAUAAAAAUAAAUGGAAUAGAGCUAAACACAGGCAAAAUAUUAGAGAAGAACCUGGUUCAGACACUGGGCGACAAAUUCACCUUUCAGCGGGACAAUAACAUAAAUCACAAGGGCAAAUACACACUGGAGUUGCUUACCAAGACGCCAUUGAAUGUUCCUGAAUGGCCUAGUUACAAUUUUGACUUAAAUCAACUUGAAAAUCUAUGGCAAGACUUGAAAAGGCUGUCUAGCAAUGAUCAACAACCAACUGGACAGAGCUUGAAGAAUUUAAAAAAGAAUCAUGUGCAAAUAUUGUCCAAUUCAGGCAUGCAAAGCUCUUAAAGACUUCCCCUGAAAGACUCAUAGCUGUAAUCGCUGCCAAAGGAGAUUCUAACAUGUAUUGACUCAGGGGUGUGAAUACUUAUGUAAUUAAAUAUUUCUGGAUUUUAUGUUCAAUACAUUUGCAAAAAAAAAUUUAAACAUGUUUUCACUUUGUCCUUAUUAGGUAUUGUGUGUAGAUAAAAUGCAUUUACUCCAUUUUGAAUUCAGGCCGUAACACAGCAAUAUGUGGAAUAAUUUGAGGGCUAUGAAUACUUUCUGAAGGCACUGUAGGAGUUGGCAAGAUAGCACUAACAGAUCUGAGACUUGAAUACCUGACAGGGACUUUGGGUGGCUAACAGGGUGGGACUGGACCAAGGGUUAGCAAUCACUGUGUGUGUGAGUCAGAGUGCUACAACGUUGCUGGGAAGGUGGAGGCAGGGUAUGAAAGAGAGCGAGAGUCUUCUCAGAGACCAUGGUCGGUGUGUGUGUCGGUGUCCAGAAGCGGUUUGCCUUUAGUUGGUUGGCCACCUCCAUGGGAUCAGACAGAGUUCUAUCCAGAAGAGGGUUAUUUUCUGCAGCCUUAAUUCACCUAUGUGUCCCAGUUGUCCACCCUUAUCCCAAAGUGUGCACUUGCAUACAUGGAUAUAAUGGGAUUGGUGUAAGCAUUGGCUGGAAGGACUUUCCACCAAACCUUGAUGGAGAGUGUGCAAGUGCACACUUCGGGAGAGAGGUGGGGAGUCGGGAUGCAGUCUUGGAACUCAUACACACCUAUACUAGCACAUAUAUCAACACAAAUUAAAGAAGGAACGUUAGGAAUGCACUUAGUGUGCAAACCUACUUUCUGGCAAACAUAAAGGGACGAGAUAGUCACCUGAUGAUAUAGGUGAUGGGACCUGAACAACGCAAGUCCUACGAAACACCACUGUGUUUUGUGGGCCUCAACACUAUAGCCUGGUCAUUGCACAAUGACCUAGGACCUGCUUGCCAUCCCUUUUCAGCCAGUUUAGCGUUCUUUGUUUGGCAAAUGUAAAAUGGCACUGUUUGGUGUCUACUCUUGGCCAUAUCUAUGCCAAAUUAACACCCAAGCCAAACCCACUGUUAACGGUGCUAAAUCUGAAAGGUUAUCCCAUCAUACAGGACAAAGGACAGGGUAUGACAUACAGGAACCGAACAACUAACAGUAAAGCACAACUAUAGACGCGCCACAUUAACACAAAUUGAGCUGUUGCAGAUGUGCUGCGUCAUCACCAGCGCAAACUCAGAUAUUGUCCUCAACUGUUCAUAGCAGAAAAUUCUCGAACUAGAUAAAUCGGUAAACAUUUUAUCAAAUUCUUAAGCAUUCCAUCAGCAGACACCAAAUUCUAUAUUGAUGACGUGUAAGCACUAAUUAAGAAGACCAAUGUACAUAACCAACUUAAAAGCCAAGUCCUUUUCCGCCAAUAACCAACCCCCAUGCACCAACGUUGACUGCCAACCAAAAUGUGACCAACACUGGCUUGACACUAGUAACUGACAUUGUGUAUGUCCUUAAAAUCAAAGCAAGAGUGUCAAUUGCAUACUCCUGUCCUCUCUCCUCACGUACAUAUCAAAAGAAUUGGAGGAGAAAGUCAGAGGGGCGGGAUCUCUGUUUUUUUCAUCCAACGGUUUAAAGAGAAGGGGGUGAGAAGAGAGGACGCGAAGAGUAUGCCAUUGAGAUUCUCCCAAAGUGGGCGCAGAAGCCUCUCAUUUGACUUAGCACUAGAAUACCAGCAGUUGAUUUCAGACUGACCGGUGCUUGUUAUCUCUUCUUUCAUAUGCCAACAGCUGAAGACUUUAGUGAUUUCUGUUUCCAAAUGUUUGUAAUGAUCCAUGUAUGUGUAACUGAGUGGGGUUUUUUCCAAGGCAAAACGUGCUCAAGAAUUGUAUAUAUAUUCUACUAUUUUUUGUAUAUAUACAGUACCAGUCUAAUGUUUGGACACAGCUACUCAUUCAAGAGUUUUUCUUUAAUUUUACUAUUUUCUACAUUGUAGAAUAACAGCAAAGACAUCAAAACUAUGAAAUAACACAUGGAAUGACGUAGUAACCAAAAAAGUUUUAACAAAUCAAAAUAUAUUUUACAUUGAGAUUCUUCAAAGUAGCCACCCUUUGCCUUGAUGACAGCUUUGCACACUCAUGGUAUUCGCUCAACCAGCUUCAUGAGGUAGUCACCUGGAAUGCUUUUCCAACAGUCUUGAAGGAGUUCCCACAUAUGCUGAGCACUUGUGGCUGCUUUUCCUUCACUCUGUGGUCCAACUCGUCCCAGACCAUCUGACUUACAUUUACAUUUACAUUUAAGUCAUUUAGCAGACGCUCUUAUCCAGAGCGACUUACAAAUUGGUGCGUUCACCUUAAGACAUCCAGUGGAACAGCCACUUUACAAUAGUGCAUCUAAAUCUUUUAAGGGGGGGAGGUGAGAAGGAUUACUUUAUCCUAUCCUAGGUAUUCCUGAAAGAGGUGGGGUUUCAGGUGUCUCCGGAAGGUGGUGAUUGACUCCGCUGUCCUGGCGUUGUGAGGGAGUUUGUUCCACCAUUGGGGGGCCAGAGCAGCGAACAGUUUUGACUGGGCUGCGCGGGAACUGUACUUCCUCAGUGGUAGGGAGGCGAGCAGGCCAGAGGUGGAUGAACGCAGUGCCCUUGUUUGGGUGUAGGGCCUGAUC
Oncorhynchus nerka (sockeye salmon) is the source of this 4969-nucleotide messenger RNA. RefSeq names its product synaptogyrin-1-like. The transcript has 4 exons. Gene Ontology annotation, cellular component: neuromuscular junction; synaptic vesicle membrane. The record is from RefSeq and is a predicted model, not a curated record. Lineage: Eukaryota; Metazoa; Chordata; Actinopteri; Salmoniformes; Salmonidae. The coding region runs from base 427 to 1134 and encodes 235 amino acids.